Molecule: messenger RNA, 3906 nt
Organism: Sphaerodactylus townsendi
Lineage: Eukaryota; Metazoa; Chordata; Lepidosauria; Squamata; Sphaerodactylidae
Gene: LRSAM1
Product: leucine rich repeat and sterile alpha motif containing 1
Exons: 25
Coding region: 248-2419 (723 amino acids)
Molecular function (GO): protein binding
Source: RefSeq, a predicted model, not a curated record
ACGAACGAGGCUAAUUGCGCCAUUUUCGUUUGGGUUGGGGAAAGGAGACAAAUUUUGUUCUGCCUUCGAGAGACGCUCUGGACCGUAGUCUUUGUAGGUGGCGGGGAAGAGGGUGUUCACAGGAUACGACAAGCAUGGGGGCGGGGAUCGGGGAGGACCUAGGAAGCUCCUGAGGUGACUCUUCCUUGUCAAGAGAAGGGAUCAGGGAUCGGGGCACAGAGUCAAGAUCAAGGGAAACAGGAGGAAGAUGCUGCUCUUCUUCCGUAAAAGGAAGCCCAGCGAUGAAGCCCGCAAACGCCUUGAAUACCAGAUGUGCCUGGCAAAGGAAGCUGGAGCUGAUGAUAUCCUUGAUAUAUCCAAAUGUGAACUUUCAGAGCUUCCUUAUGGAGCCUUUUCAACCUGUAAAGUCCUGCAGAAAAAGGUGCUGAUUGCUCAUACAAAUUACUUGACAUCUCUGGUCCCAAAGUCUUGCAGUCUGCUGUAUCUCAUAACUGUGAAGGUUUUAGAUCUCCAUGACAACCAGCUGACGUCACUUCCUGCUGAUAUUGGUCAACUGACAUCUCUCCAGGUUCUGAAUGUUGAACGGAACCUGUUGAAGGCUCUUCCUCAUUCAAUAGGAGAUCUUGUUCAGCUGCAGACCCUCAAUGUGAAAGGCAAUAAACUGAAGGAGCUGCCAGCUGCUCUGAGCAACUUGCGUAGCCUACGAACCUUAGAUAUCAGUGAGAACCAGGUUCGGGUGUUGCCACAGGCGCUGGCUCAUAUUCGGACCCUAGAGAUGCUGACUUUGGACGCCUCGACCAUGACCUACCCACCAGACACCAUCUGCAGCGCAGGCACAGAAGCCAUCCAGCAGUUUCUGUGUGAAGAAUCUGGAAUUGAAUACAACCCUCCAUCGCAGUAUUUGCUCCCAGUGUUGGAAAGAGAUGGAGGAGAGACCUCGGUGGACGGGGUCAGCGGGACGUUUUGUAAAUAUGUGAACAAUGAAGCCGAGUGGCAGAACAAAUUUCAGGAGUAUGAGAAGCGAAAGGAGCAGAAAAUGCAGGAGAAACUGGAGUUUGAGCGCUGGUUAGACCUGGAGCAGAGAGAGCAGGCGCAGUUGAUGCAGCAGAACCAAAGCCAAAAGGGGGAGAUCCUCCAGUGCAUGAAGGCGGAGCAGAUGAAGCUGGAGCAGGGCCUGUCGCGACACCAGCAGCGCCUGGAAGUGGAGCGCAUGAAGCUGCUAGAGCAAUUGAAAGAGAUGGAGGUGGGCGUCACCAGCCGAAUCCAGAAGCUGCUAGAACAGAACCAGAGGCAAAAGCAGAACUCUGAGGUUCUGAAAUCUCUGGAGAAUGACCGGAUCAGGAUGGAGCAACUGAUGGCCAUUACUCAGGAGGAGGCAGAGCAACUACGCAGGAGGGAAGUGGCCUCGGCCAUGCAGCAGAUGCUGUCCGAAACUUACAAUAGCAAGCUUGUACAGGUGGCCUCUGACUCGCGCCGGCAACACCUUGUCAACCAGACUUGUACCAGCUUGGCAAAGAUGGAUGAGCAAUUGCAGCAAAUCCUGGCGUGGCAACAGCUGGACCAGAACAAAGCCAUCAGUCAGAUUCUUCAGGAGAGUGAAAUGCAGAGGGCUGCCUUUGAAGCUCUCCAGGUGAAGAGGGAUCUUAUGCACUGCCAGAUCAGGAAUCAGAUUAAGUUAAUAGAAAAAGAGUUAUUGCAGCUGACACAGCUGGAGGUAAAGAGGCAACAGCUGGACACAGAGGCACUGCAGGAGGAAAUAGCAGAGCAACGGCGAGCUCUGACCAACCUGUUGCAGCAACUGCUGAAAGAAAAGCAGCAGCGGGAAGAGGAGCUGCAGGAGAUCCUGAGGGAGCUUGAGGCCAAGAGUGAGACCAAGCAGGAGAACUACUGGCUGAUCCAGUACCAGCGCCUGUUGAACCAGAAGCCCCUCUCUCUCCGUCUGCAGGAGGAAGGCUUGGAGAAGCAGCUAGUGACACUGCUGACUGACUUGUCAGCUGAUAAGUACUUGCCAAUCUUCGCCCAUCAUCGGAUAUCACUAGAAACACUCUGCUCCAUGGCCCCCAGUGACCUGGCCAAGAUCGGAAUAACAGAAACUGGCCUGCAACUCUCCAUCAUCCGGAGGGCCCAGGAAAUACAUGCUGUGGCUAAAACCAUACCAGAGCUCUUGAAGCCAGAAGAAGAAGCAAUCUCUUCUACUCCAGGCCCCAGUGAGGAGCCAUCUGCCCCUGAAGCCCCUUCUGCCCCACCCUUGGUAGAGCGGAACUCCGAGUGUGUGGUCUGUAUGGAGCACGAGGCUCAAAUGGUUUUCCUGAGCUGCGGCCAUGUCUGCUGUUGUCAGACCUGCUCCGAGGCCUUACAGAUCUGCCCACUCUGCCGCAAGGAGAUUGUGCAGCGCAUACGCCUCUUUCACAGUGGCUAGAUGCCAACACCGAGCUCAGCGGAACAGCCUUUCCCGUCACCUAUCCCCCCUUCCUCAGGUUUGGGGACAAGGGUUGCCAUGGGGAAAGCCUGGAUUUGCACUACCUCCUUGCACCUCACAUGCCUAUGUGUCCCCAUCAGUUUCUCAUAAAGCAUGGCUGCUGUUCCCCUUCCUCUGCCAUUGCUAGUCAAUCACCCUUACAGGGGUCCCGAGGCCAAGAUGGGAGACAUUUCAGGCAGAGGGCACAGCUUGGAGAGAACGACACACGUGGCCCAGGCUGGGGAAAGUUCUUCAGAGCCAGCCUGAGAUUUUUGGGAGCUUGCAAGAUAUAUUUUUUUUAAAAGCUUGCAGUCUUGCACAGAGUGAGAAUAAUAAUAUUUAGAAUUGCCAGGAACCAACCAACCUUGCCUGCCCACGGGAUUGGAUCUAAAGGUCUCAGUGGGAGGGAGAUCACUUCUUUCUCACAAGGAAUUUUAAGUAAUUAAAUAUCUUAGACUGUGAUGCAGCAGUGGCUGGUGGGUCAAAGGUGCCACAAAGUGCCCCUUCUUUGUCUUAAGGAGGGGCUGGAGGGGGCACAUGCUGAUGACGGCUCUUUAAUUAACACCCUCUCUUACUUUUCCAGCCGGCCUGAAGACUGCCAAUAACGCAACAGGCUUGAAAAUGACAGCACACAUUUUCCAUUGUUGUUUCGCCCCCUUUUAUAGUCACGAUAUCAGUCAUGCUGAGUCUCCCCCUUUGUUUCUGCUGUUUUCUCCAAAAGGGAAGUUGGCAGGAGGGACAACUGGAUCAGUUGAUACUGUGCCCCUCCCACCCCCCAAAAGGAGCAGCUUACUCCCUGCUUGUCUGUUCAGUGGCGCGGUGGAGGGGGAGGAACAAGCAGAUGGCCUGGUUGGGUGGAGGACAGAGUUUUGCUGUCUAUGGUUAACAGUGUCUCUCAGUUAAUUAGUCAGUAAUUGAACCUACAGUGCCAAGCCGACACCUCCCCCGAGCAUAGCCAGUAGCCACUGGUCAGGGUUGGCUGCUUCCCUUUCAGGAAAAAAACCAACGGAGUGACCAUCACAGCCUCUUUUAGCUGCUUUUCCCUGUGCCUGUGCUGUCUCACAGUGGGUUUCGUGGGCACAUCUCUAUACAGAUGUCAACCAGUUGUAAACGCAGCUUGCUCCCACAAGUUUAGGAGUGGUGUAAGGAUUCUCUGAGAGAGCUGCAGUUCCCAAGCAUCCAUGUAUGGAAGACAUCUAAACCACAUUACAGGUGAACACACUUUCACUGCAACGUCAGCUGAAAGUAAUGGUCACUGAUGCUGCUUAGAUUGGCCCAAAGGACAGAUGGACAAGUUAGAAGGCCCGUGGAAGGUCAUCUGCUGUAUGCAGGCGAUUGCCAGAGGUAUAUUGUCACACUGUGUUAUGCAUGAAUCUGUUUUCCAGUGUUGGUCCCUCCACUGCAAUUGUCUCAUGUAUCCAGAAGAGAAAUAAAGGAUCUGAACCCUA